AUGUAGACGGACAGACCACUCGCAGACUGCUGAAUCUAUUUAGUCUACAGACGUUAAAUCCAGUUGCCUUUCUCGAGAUAGAUCACACACGCACACACAGGAUGAAUUGCCUGCUACUGCUUUGCCUUUUAGCAAUAGGUAUACAUAGCGCUGCUGCAAUCAAGUGUUACUCGUGUGCAAACUGCCCGAUCCCAUGGAAUCCAAGAGGGGUUGAGUCUAAAGAUAAAUGCACCUACUGUAUGAGUGUGCAGACAAAAAUCAGCGAUAUGGUAAAACACGUGGCCAAGUCAUGCGUCAACACUUGUGUUGAAAGCGACACUCUGAUGAAUGGGAAUGGUUUGCUUACCGAAUGCUGUAAAACGGACCUUUGCAACAAGGGUCAUCAGCGUACAUUCGGUCCAAUGUUACUAAUCCUAACUGGAACGGCUGCGGUUGCUGAAAACUCCUCGACAGCCCACGACCGGUUUCGCCCUCCUUGGGACUCAUCAGGUAGGCGCAGUCCCCGAGUUUCCGUCAACCCCAUGUUCUACUUGAAACCAAAUUGCACGAAAUUAGCGAAUAUACACUCAUCGGCAAACUAA
Opisthorchis viverrini is the source of this 581-nucleotide messenger RNA. RefSeq lists its product as hypothetical. NCBI's taxonomy places the organism in Eukaryota, Metazoa, Platyhelminthes, Trematoda, Opisthorchiida, Opisthorchiidae. The annotation marks the transcript as partial. The transcript is spliced from 4 exons. The record is from RefSeq and is a predicted model, not a curated record.